Molecule: messenger RNA, 2670 nt
Organism: Dentiscutata heterogama
Lineage: Eukaryota; Fungi; Glomeromycota; Glomeromycetes; Diversisporales; Gigasporaceae
Source: the annotation of a GenBank genome assembly
GGCCAGACUAUUGACAUGGAAAGAAGAUAUGGUUCUGAUGUAAUAGAUGUAGCAAAAAGGGAAGAUUUAAAUAGAGUGUAUCAACUAGGCCCUAAAGUGUAUGCUAAUUGUGCCGGAUUUAUUCGAAUUCGACCAAGAGCGUUGGAGUCAUUUGAUGAUACUCGUAUUCAUCCUACAUAUUACAUUUUAGCGCGUAAAAUGGCUGCGGAUGCUCUUGAUCUGGACGAUGAUGAGGCAGAGGAGGAAUUACAACAAUCUAAUCGUCGCGAUUUUCUUAGAAGAUUAUCAGAAGAACCGGAUAGACUUAAUGAUCUUAUUUUGGAGGAUUAUGCCAAAAGUCUUUCAAAAUAUUAUGAAUCACCAACAAAAUUAAUUUUACACAAUAUCAAGACUGAAAUGAUGAAUCCUUAUGCAGAUCCUCGAAAGCCUUUUGAAAUACCUCCUCCCGCUAAAAUUUUCGAAAUGAUCAUAGGAGAAACUGACGACACACUAUAUGAAGGUCUCAUAGUGUGUGUCAAGAUAUACAAAAUAGAAGACAAGGCACUCAAAUGCCAGCUUGAUUCAGGAUUGGAUGGAACAAUUACCAUUGGUUAUGUCGCAGAUCACAGAAUAGAGUCUCAGGAAUUACGAUCAAGAUUCCAUAUAGAUCAACAAAUCUAUGCAAAAAUUUUGUCCAUUGACAAGAUAAAAUUUUCUGUUACUCUGAGUUGUCGUCCGAGAGAUGUGAAUGGCAAACAAACCAUUCAAUCUCAAAGGUCUGUCGACUCUGACUAUGAUUAUGAUGCAGAGGCAAGGGCACAAUCUUCAAAACAAGUUAAGCCAAGGAAUGUAAUUACUCAUAAACCUCAUACACGUGUGAUACCACAUCCUAUGUUCAAACCGUUUACUUUUGCGGAAGCACAAGAUUAUCUUCGUGAUAAGCAACCCGGUUCUUUGGUAAUCCGACCAUCAUCCAAAGGGCAUAAUUAUAUAAGUAUUACUUGGAAACUUUAUGAUAAUAUUUAUCAGCACAUUGAUGUUAUUGAAGAAGAUAAGACUGGGGCCGUAAUCGGACGUAAACUUUUAGUUGAAAAUGGCAAAUAUGUCUAUUCUGAUUUGGAUGAACUAAUUGUUGAAUAUGUAGAGUCCAAAGCUCAGAAAGUUGAAGCUUUAGUGAACCAUCCGAAAUACAAGGCUACAGAAGAUAUACUAAGGGAUUUUCUUAACAUGUCUUUAACAGUUAAUCCAAGACAGUCUGAAUAUGGAUUUUGUCUUGAUACUAAGACUCCUGGCUGGUUCUCAUUUAUGUUCAAGUUCAAGCCAGGAUCUCAAAUUGAUACCUGGAUUGGAUCUAUUAGACCAGAUGGAUACAAAUUAAAGGAUCAAAUUUAUCCUACAGUUGUAGACUUAAUCAACGGCUUUAAACGAAACGUAUCAAAGAAUUCUGUGGGAUUCUUUCUUGCAAAGUUCUCGUUGAAAACACUUAUUGAUAAUAUGGGUUCCAGUUCUCAGUCAACAACAUUGUCUAAUGGACUCAAUAGUCGUGCUCGAAGUCCUGAACAAAGAUUUUUAUUCAUUAAUAAUGAAACACCAAUUGUGUUCGGUGUCAAACGUGAUGUACCCGAAAGACAUACUUUAGUGGAAAAAAUAAAAGAACAUGGUGGCGAAGUGACUGACAAUUUCUGCGAAGCCGAUUUUGUACUUGGUGACCCUACAAAAACUCAAAUACCAACUCAAGGAACUGAUAAGAUAAUUAGUUAUAAAUUUAUAUUGGAUUCGAUUGCUGCUAAAAGGCUACGACCCACAAGUAGUUAUGAAUUGGUUAUUUCUGGCUUAAGAUCCGGCCGACGCCAUUUUACGCUACAAGAUGAUAUAGACUUGGAAAAUUAUCUGAAGUCAAUACCUGAAACUGAAGGUCUUAGUGGAAAUGAAAUAUAUAAACAAUUUGAAAAAAUCAAUCCGCGACAUAGUUGGCAAUCUUGGCGUUCUCGGGCACUCAAAAAGAUUGUGGACAAUAUUAACGUUGCCCGCAGUGCACAAAUAAUAAGUAACGUCCGGACAACCAAUAACUCAUCUACAUCGCAUUAUGCAGAUCCUGAUGAUCUAGCAACGGAAGAAAUGUUAGAAUCUGCUAUAAAUAAAACAGUAGAGAAUGAGUUCACUGAUACGAAUAAUCAAAUAAAUUAUGUAGAGAUACAAGAUACUUCUCGGCAAACAUCUGAAAUUGUAGAAAAUGAGAUCACUGAUACGAGUGAUCAAAUAAAUUUUGUAGAGAUGCAAGAUACUUCGCUGCAAACAUCUGGAACUGUAGAAAACGAGGUCACUGAAGUGAUUGAUCAAAUAAAUUAUGCAGAGAUACAAGGUACUUCACAGCAAACAUCUGGAAUACUUGGCAGAAGACGUCGCAUUGAUGAAGAUGUGCAAGAACAACCGGUAGCCAAACGUCAGAGAUAUUCAGCUGUCGAUGAAGAAUUUUUGCUUAAAAUUAAAGAAUUGUCUGAAGAGUUUCAUGUUCCUAAGACGGAAGUGAUUCGAUUACUAGGCGAUACUUCAUGUAAUUUCGAAGUGGUUAGAGACUACUUAAACAAUAAUGUAAUCGAUGAAAAAUAUUUUUGGGGAAAUGAAGAAGAUGCGAUUCUUUUGGCAUCUACGGAUCAAACACAAUUUGGAGACAUUUUACGAAAACACGGC